Molecule: messenger RNA, 756 nt
Organism: Aspergillus niger
Lineage: Eukaryota; Fungi; Ascomycota; Eurotiomycetes; Eurotiales; Aspergillaceae
Exons: 4
Coding region: 1-756 (251 amino acids)
Biological process (GO): nucleocytoplasmic transport
Cellular component (GO): nuclear pore; cytoplasm
Molecular function (GO): GTPase activator activity
Source: RefSeq, a predicted model, not a curated record
AUGUCUGACGUCGCUGAGACCAAGCCCGACCCCACCACCAGCGCUCCUGAGGGCGCUGAGAAGCCCGAGGAGACGACCACCACCGCCACCGAAGAGACCAAGACUGAGGAGAAGCCCGAGGAGUCCAAGUCGGUGACCGAGUCCGCUGCCGAGGCCGUCAAGGACACUGCCACCAAGACCACCGACAGCGUCUUCUCCAUGUUCGGCGGUGGCCCCAAGAAGGAGAAGCAGGAGGAGCCUGAGGAUGCUAAGGACGAGCCCUCCGGCUCUUCCAAGGCCCAGAAGGGUGAAGAUGAGGACGAGGCCCCCGAGUCCCCUGAUGUUCACUUCGAGCCUGUCAUCCGCUUGACCGAGAAGGUGGAGACCAAGACCAACGAGGAGCUGGAGGAGCAGACCUUCAAGAUGCGUGCCAAGCUUUUCAAAUUCGACCGUGACAGCAAGGAGUGGAAGGAGCGUGGUACCGGUGACGUCCGCCUGCUCAAGCACAAGGAGAACCAGAAGACCCGCCUCGUGAUGCGCCGCGACAAGACCCUCAAGGUCUGCGCUAACCACUACAUCGUUCCCGAUAUGAAGUUGAGCCCCAACGUUGGCAGUGACCGCAGCUGGGUUUGGAACGCUACCGCCGAUGUCAGUGAGGGUGAGCCCGAGGCGCAGACCCUGGCCAUCCGUUUUGCCAACAGUGACAACGCCAACCUCUUCAAGGAGGCUUUCGAGAAGGCCCAGAAAGAGAACGAGAAGCUGCUUAACCUGCAGUAA